Molecule: messenger RNA, 736 nt
Organism: Choloepus didactylus (southern two-toed sloth)
Lineage: Eukaryota; Metazoa; Chordata; Mammalia; Pilosa; Megalonychidae
Gene: TRAPPC2
Product: trafficking protein particle complex 2
Exons: 5
Coding region: 214-633 (139 amino acids)
Biological process (GO): endoplasmic reticulum to Golgi vesicle-mediated transport
Cellular component (GO): cytoplasm; nucleus; TRAPP complex
Source: RefSeq, a predicted model, not a curated record
GACCCGCCAAGCAGAGCCGCCCUCUCUGGAGCGCUACGGCGCAUGCGCUAGGCCUGCGCUCCACCCACAUCUCGUGAGAGGCCAACCGUAGAGUCUCGCGAGGACGGUUCCGGGAUACCCGGGUGAAGCUGCGGAGAGCUGGUGUUCUCCGCGGCUAUUGACUCGGCGCCUCGCUUGUGUGUGUCUCGCCACAGGAGCCAUUUACUGAAGACAAUGUCUGGAAGCUUCUAUUUUGUCAUUGUCGGCCAUCAUGAUAAUCCAGUUUUCGAAAUGGAGUUUUUGCCAGCUGGAAAAGCAGAAUCCAAAGACGAUCAUCGUUACCUGAACCAGUUCAUAGCACAUGCUGCCCUCGACCUCGUAGGUGAGAACAUGUGGCUGUCUAGUAACAUGUACUUGAAAACAGUGGACAGAUUCAACGAGUGGUUUGUUUCAGCAUUUGUUACUGCAGGCCAUAUGAGAUUUAUCAUGCUUCAUGAAACACGGCAAGAUGGGAUAAAGAACUUCUUUACUGAUGUCUAUGAUUUGUAUAUAAAGUUUGCAAUGAAUCCAUUUUAUGAACCCAAUUCUCCUAUUCGAUCAAGUGCAUUUGACAGAAAAGUUCAAUUUCUUGGAAAGAAACACCUAUUAAGCUAAAGGCUGGAAAAGUCUGAAAUAAACAAUGUCACUUCAUACAAUGGAGUAUACUCAGGAAUGUGUACAUUGUAAGUAACUUGAUUAAAAUAGCCUGGGAAACUUA